AUGCGGGAGGCAAGUCUGGAGCCCGACGUCAUCAGCUACAACGCUGGGAUCAGCGCGUGCGGACAGGGCGAGCAGUGGCAUCGGGCGGUGGCGUUGCUCAGGGACAUGUGGGAGGCGAAGCUUGAGCCCACCCAGAUUCAGCUACAACGCUGGGAUCAGCGCGUGCGGGAAAGGCAGACAGUGGUACCAGGCCUUGCUGCUGCUCAGCGAGAUGUGGGAGGCGAAGAUGGAGCCCGACCCCUAGUCUCCUACAAUGCCGGGAUCAGCGCGUGCGAGAAGGGCGAGCAGUGGCAGCGGGCUCUGGCACUGGUCGGCGAGAUGUGGGAGGCGAAGCUAGAGCCCGACGUCAUCAGCUACAGUGCUGGGAUCAGCGCGUGUGAGAACGGUCAGCAGUGGCAGCUGGCCCUGUCGCUGCUCAGCCAGAUGGUCGAGACGAAAUUGGAGCCUGACAACAUCAUCUACAACUCUGGGAUCUGCGCUUGCGAGAAAGGUCAGCAGUGGCAGCGGGCCCUGUCGUUGCUCAGCGAGAUGGGCGAGACGAAACUGGAGCCCGACUUCAUCAGCUACAACGCUGGGAUCAGCGCGUGCGAGAAAGGGCGAGCAGUGGCAGCGGGCGCUGGCACUGCUGAGCGAGAUGUGGGAGGCGAAGUUGGAGCCUAA
Molecule: messenger RNA, 660 nt
Organism: Prorocentrum cordatum
Lineage: Eukaryota; Dinophyceae; Prorocentrales; Prorocentraceae
Source: the annotation of a GenBank genome assembly